Colletotrichum karsti is the source of this 3024-nucleotide messenger RNA. RefSeq names its product glycosyltransferase family 20. Gene Ontology annotation, biological process: fungal-type cell wall organization; cellular response to heat; trehalose biosynthetic process. NCBI's taxonomy places the organism in Eukaryota, Fungi, Ascomycota, Sordariomycetes, Glomerellales, Glomerellaceae. The transcript has 3 exons. Gene Ontology annotation, molecular function: catalytic activity. Bases 1 to 3024 code for a protein of 1007 amino acids. The record is from RefSeq and is a predicted model, not a curated record. Gene Ontology annotation, cellular component: alpha,alpha-trehalose-phosphate synthase complex (UDP-forming); cytosol.
AUGGACCAGAACCGGAACCUUGAGCGUGGGGGCUCCCAAUUCAGCACAGGCGCAGGCACAGCUACAGCGUCGCCAGCGCCGCCAGCCGAGAACACUGCGGCGGUCAAUCCUGCACCUGUCAACCCCGCCAACCCGGUGCUCAGAAGCAUCGCUCUUUCUGACGCCGUCACGCCGGGAAUUCACCAACACACAUACACAUCACCAUUUCGCGAUUCCGACUCCGACGCUGCCUCCUCGCGCCCUGCGUCUCCCUCGUAUUUCUCCGUCUCCGAUCGCCGAGUAAAGCCUCAGAAUCACUCCCAGCCUUCGCCCUCGCAGCCGACGACCCCCUCGAUCCCAAAACACAACCUCCCGACGUCGCCAGGGAGCAUCACCGGCAAGGACAUCUUGAAGCGCAUGACCCUCGCCGCCAUGGGUCGUCGUGAGUCUUUGUCGCAGAUUCGCGCCUCGAAUCCCGAUCUCCAGCUGAGCGGCAACAUCAUCUCGGCCACCUUCAACAUCCCUCACUCCUUGAAGUACCGCAAGGGCUCCGACUGGGAACUCAAGCCUCGCCGCGGUCAAUCCGCCCUCUUCGACUCCUUCGCCUACCUCUCCUCCGACGAGACGCCCUGGGACCACACAGUCGUCGCCUGGACCGGCGAAAUUGAUACCCCUCAAGAUGUCAUCUCUCCGCCCGGCACGCCGCCCGCGACGACUGUCCACUUCUCGAGCCUGAAUACCCUCUCCGCGCCCGUCCCUAUCGACGGCGACGCCCGCCUGCCCACGCCUCCCCCGACCGAGGGCCUCUGGCUGCCCAAGGACGACCAGCUCCGCCUCGAGAACCAGCUGGCCCAUAACAAGACGAUCAAGACCGUCCCCGUCUGGCUGUGCGACGACAACGAGCAGCAGGAAGAUGGCCUCCUCCUCAAGGACCAGAGCCGCUGGCGCCGCUACGCCGAGCACGAUCUCUACACCCUCUUCCACUACAAGCAGCACGAGCCGACCGACGGCCGGAAGGAGCGCCUCCAAUGGGCCGACUACUACCGCAUGAACCAAAAGUUCGCGAACCGCAUCAUCGAGCUCUACAAGCCCGGCGACGUCGUCGUCGUCCACGACUACUACCUCAUGCUGCUCCCCAGCAUGCUCCGCCAGCGCGUCCCCAACAUGUACAUCUCCUUCUUCCUGCACUCGCCCUUCCCCAGCUCCGAGUUCCUGAGAUGCCUGCCCCGCCGGAAGGAGGUCCUCGAGGGCGUCCUCGGCUCCAACCUCGUCGGUUUCCAGUCCUACAGCUACUCCCGCCACUUCUCCAGCUGCUGCACGCGCGUGCUGGGCUUCCCCUCCGAUCAGUACGGCGUCGACGCCUACGGUGCGCGCGUCCAGGUCGGAGUCUUCCCCAUCGGCAUCAACGCCGACAAGUGCGAGAUGUACGCCUGGACCGAUGCCGUUACCGCAAAGUACAACGCCCUGAAGAAGCUGUACGACGGAAAGAAGAUCAUCGUCGGCAGGGAUCGCCUCGAUAGUGUACGAGGAGUUGCCCAGAAGCUUCAGGCAUUCGAGCGCUUCCUCGAGAUGUACCCGGAGUGGCGCGAGAAGGUUGUCCUCAUCCAGGUCACAUCUCCCACCAGCAUAGAAGAGGAGAAGGAGGACCCGGAGAACCGUAUUGCGACCCGCGUCAACGAGCUCGUCAUGAGAAUCAAUGGCUUGUACGGCAGUCUGGGCUUCUCCCCCGUCCAGCACUACCCCCAGUACCUCAGCCAGGACGAGUACUUUGCCCUCCUCCGCGCCGCCGACAUUGGCCUCAUCACCUCUGUCCGCGACGGCAUGAACACCACCAGCAUGGAGUACGUCAUCUGCCAGCGCGAAGGCCACGGCCCUCUCAUCCUCUCCGAGUUCAGCGGAACGGCCGGCAGCUUGAAGGAUGCCAUCCACAUCAACCCGUGGGACCUCAGCGGCGUCGGCAUCGAGAUCAACAACGCCCUCACCAUGUCCCCCGAGAAGCGCCUCGCCAUGCAGGCCAGCUUGUACAACCACGUCACCACCCGCAAUGUCCAGAGCUGGAUCGACCACUUCAUCCGCAAGCACGUCCACAUCCUGGGCACCCAGAAGAACGUCGUCGCCACUCCCCUGCUCGACCGCGCGUUGAUGCUCAAGACCUAUCGCGAGGCCGGCAAGCGCCUCUUCAUGUUCGACUACGAUGGUACCCUCACACCGAUUGUCAGGGAGCCCAGUGCCGCGGUACCUUCCGAGCGCGUGCUCCAGACCCUCAAGGCUCUGGCCAGCGACGAGAAGAAUGCCGUCUGGAUCAUCUCCGGUCGCGACCAGGAGUUCCUCACCCAGCACCUCGGCCACAUCGCCGGUCUGGGCUUCAGCGCCGAGCACGGCAGCUUCAUGAAGAACCCCGGCUCUGACGAGUGGGUCAACCUCGCCGACAAGUUCGAUAUGGGCUGGCAAUCCGAGGUCAUGUCUGUGUUCCAGUCCUACACGGACCGCGUUCCUGGCUCCUUCGUCGAGCGCAAGAGGUGCGCUCUCACGUGGCACUACCGCCUUGCGGAUCCCGAGCAGGGUAUGCACAUGUCUCGGGAGUGCCACAAGGAGCUCGAGUCGACCGUGGGCCAGAAGUGGGACGUCGAGGUCAUGGCAGGAAAGGCCAACCUGGAGGUCAGGCCGACGUUCAUCAACAAGGGCGAGAUCGCCAAGCGUCUCGUUCACACGUACAACUCUGCUCCCGCCACCGACAAGCACCCCGGACGCGUCGAGUUUGUCCUAUGCCUGGGUGACGACUUCACCGACGAGGACAUGUUCCGCGCCCUCAACGGCCUCUCCGGCAACGAAGUCGACAACGACCACGUCUUCACCGUCACUGUCGGUGCCAGCACCAAGGUCACCCUCGCAAGAUGGCAUCUCCUCGAGCCCGAGGACGUCAUCGAGUGCGUGGCGCUCCUUGCCGGCGUCGGCCUCGGCGGAGAGGCUAAGGAGCACUUUGGCCAGGUGAACUUGGCCGCGCUGAGCACAGUCGAGGGACACAUCCCCGAGUCGGAGAAAUGA